CCCCGAUUGUGGGUGUGAGUCUCACUCAGCAGGCUGCAGUUCUCUCCCUCCUCUGGUAUCAGUUCCUACUUUCACUAUUAGUUUACUAGUUAUUAGACUGACUACAGCCUGGACCAGCAUUCAGAACCUGCAGAACCCACAUUCCUGGGUCUGUCCCCAGCCUGGAACCAGCAUUCAGAACCUCACAUUCCUCGGAUCUAUCUACCAGCCUGGUAAUGAAAUGUAUUCUGCUCAUCAUCUUCUAUCUCCCCCUCUCUGCUGCAAACCAGGAGGAACCCGGUGUGAAAGGGCGAUUGACUUCAAAAGGAUUACAAUAUGGCUUGCAGGUGGGGUUGGAGGAGUUGCAAAGCAGAUUGUCUUCUUUCCAGAUUCCUGAUGUCAGAGGGUCCAUCUCGGUUGCCAUCCUCGGUACCAUAUAUUACUCUGUGACAAGUCUACAAAUCGAGAACCUGGAUGUUUCGGAUUCCAAUCUCUCAUUUAUCUCUGACACGGGAGUCAACAUGGAGAUCAGCGAUGGUCAGCUAUCGAUCACUGGAUAUUUGCAGAUAGCAACAUGGCUAUUUUCAGCAUCCACCAACCUUGAAGUUGUAGUCUCUGGCCUGUCCCUCACAGGUAUUGUUGGUGUAACGGGUGAUGACACCGGCCAUGGCAAAGUAUGGGACGGAGGGUGCAACUCUGACGUAAACAAUGUGGAAAUCAAUUUCCAUGGGGGAUCUGGGUGGUUUCUCAGCAUGUUCAAAAGCUCGAUAAUUGGGCCCGUGUAUGACGCGUUGACUAAGCAGCUUUGUCCGCAGUUUGAAAAAGCGCUCGAACAGAUGGAGCAAACAUUGAGCAGUCUGCCAGUGGUCAGUAUCGUGGAUUCCGUGGCCUCUUUGGAAUACCCACUGGUUGACUUGCCACUGAUCACAGAGCAGAGUCUGGACGUCUUCGUUAAGGGGCAGUUUAUUGGCCGAUCACAGCGCUGGGACCCACCAGACCACCCAGAGAAGCUUGUUCUACCAGAUAUAGACUCACACAUGGUCCUCCUUGCUCUGUCCCAGUUCUCUGUCCACUCAGCAGGCUACGUGCACUACAUGUCUGGAAUCCUAAACUAUAACAUUACCGAUGAUGUGAUACCCAAACAAUCACCCCUGCGGCUAAACACGAAAAGCUUAUCGACCUUCGUUCCAGAGAUUCUUACUCGGUUUCCAGAUUCUCCCCCCCUGCUCCUGCAUAUCUCGGCCCAUUCACCCCCUGCCGUCAACAUCCAGCCCGAUAUUCUCACCGUGGACGCCAGCGCAGACAUUCAUCUCUACGCCAUGGCCGCGAACCAUUCUCUAGUUCCCAUCUUUCAGAUGCGGGCAGGUGUGGAGACUCAAGUCGAUAUACAACUGUCUGAAGAAAGUCUGGGAGUUGCUCUGUCUCUGAGAAAUUUCUCCCUGGCUCUCAUUCAUUCUGACGCUGGUCCUGUUAAGGUGGACAAUCUGAAAAAUAUCUUGAAUUUUGCACUGAAGCUCGUGGCACUUCCUCUAAUGAACAAGAAACUUCAGAAUAUGGUGACAAUUCCAACCCAUCCAGUUAGACUUCAGAACCCAGAGCUGCGCAUUUUAAAGGGAUACCUGGUGGUUGUGACUGAUUUUGAGCUGUCCUUGAGUCCUCCUCUCCAGCAGGCAGAAAAGGUGACCGAGCCACAGUAAUUCUGAAUACGACCCGCGAUAACCUCGCUCUGCCUCCAGUCACUUUCACAAAACAUGGACUGUGGUGGCAAAGCCUGCCCUGAUUAUCUGUCUCAAUGCAGUAGAGGACCUAGAACAUCGAAAAAGUGGAGAACGUGGAGUGCACCUAUUACAUCUAUGUCUCCUAUGCUUUUUCUUGCCAAUUCAGAAGAAGGCCCCUACAUCUACCUCAAACCC
Pelobates fuscus (common spadefoot toad) is the source of this 1892-nucleotide messenger RNA. Its product is annotated as bactericidal permeability-increasing protein-like. The coding region runs from base 216 to 1676 and encodes 486 amino acids. The transcript has 16 exons. Gene Ontology annotation, molecular function: lipid binding. NCBI's taxonomy places the organism in Eukaryota, Metazoa, Chordata, Amphibia, Anura, Pelobatidae. The record is from RefSeq and is a predicted model, not a curated record.